AUGAAACUCUUCCAAAACCUCUCCAAAUCAAUAAAACCCAAAACCCCAUUUUCCAUUUUCACCAAAAACCUCUCUACCUUUCCCCCAGACUCCAAGAACAUCACAAAUGACCUCAUUUCCAUCUUCACCAAACAACCCUUUUGCCCAAACAACCCUGCAUUGGAGAGUCUUGCACCAUUACUAAACAAUAAAAUUGUUGAAACCGUUUUGAAUGGUCUCAAGAACUGGAAGACAGCUCUAAUUUUUUUUACUUGGGCUUCAAAUCAAGGUCCAUAUAAGCACAAUAUAUACACCUAUAAUGCCAUGGCUUCAAUUCUAUCACGUGCUCGACAAAAUGCCCCAAUGAGGGCUUUAUAUAUGAAUGUUGUGACUUCCCGGUGCUCGAUGACGCCUGGGGCCUUGGGUUUCUUGAUUAGGUGUUUGGGUAGUGCAGGGUUGGUUGUUGAAGCUAAUUUGUUGUUUGAUCAAGUUCAAAAGAUGGGUCUUUGCAUGCCGAAUAGUUAUAGCUAUAAUUGUCUGUUAGAGGUUCUUUCCAAGUCUAAUUAUAUUGAUUUGGUUGAGAUGAGAUUGAUCGAAAUGAGUGAUCGCGGGUGGGAUUUUGAUAAGUAUACUUUGACACCGGUGUUGCAGGUUUAUUGUAAUGCUGCGAAGUUUGAUAAAGCUUUAGAUGUUUUUAAUGAGAUUCAUGAUCGUGGUUGGGUUGACGAGUAUGUGUUUUCUAUCUUGGUGUUGGCUUUUAGCAGGUGGAGUAAGGUGGAUAAGGCAUGUGAGUUGAUUGAAACAAUGGAAGAUCGAAAUGUCAGAUUGAAUAAGAAGACAUUUUGUUCUUUGAUUCAUGGAUUCGUAAAGGAGUCUAGAGUGGAUAAGGGCCUACAAUUGUUUGAUAAGAUGAAGAAAUAUGGUUUUGCUCCUGAUAUUUCCCUUUAUGAUGUGCUAAUUGGAGGGCUGUGUGAGAAUAACGAUGUUAAGGAAGCUUUGUGUUUGUAUUCUGAAAUGAAGGGAUUUAAAAUCCAGCCUGAUGUGAGAAUUGUUACUAAGCUCAUAUCUUCUUUUUCUAAAGAAGAAGAAUUAACUUGCUUUUUAAAGGAAAUGCAUCAAGAUAUGGAUCCAAAAGCUUUGACUUUGCUUUACAAUUCUGUUCUGAAUUCUCUUGUGGAUAAUGGUUCUGUACAUAAAGCAUACCAUCUUCUUCAGACAGUUAUGGGAGGCAACUACAUUGGUGAUGAUGAGAUAGUUAAGCUGUUCACGGAUAACGAGAUGGAUCCCCCUAACAUUACCACAUUUUCUAUUGUUAUUAAUGGCUUGAUCAAGACUGGUGAUUUGGACUUAGCUGUUGGCCUGCUUCGAGAUAUGGCUCGAAUUGGUUGUAAACCAGAUUUGCAUCUUUAUAAUAAUUUAAUUGAUGGACUUUGCACUUCAAAUAGAUUGCAAGAAAGUUUUGGGCUUCUGCAAGAGAUGGAGGAGUCAGGGUUUGAACCAACCUCAUUCACUAACAACUGUAUAUUUGGGUGCCUAUGCAGGAGAGAGGAUAUUUCUGGAGCCCUUCAUCUACUAAAGAAGAUGCGUGUUCAUGGCCACAUGCCAUGGAUAAAACAUUCUACCUCCAUGGUAAAAGAAUUGUGCAAGCAUGGAAAGGCAGUAGAAGCUUCGAAAUUUCUUGAGGAUAUGGCUGAAGAAGGUUUCCAACCUGAUAUAGUUGCUUAUUCUGCAUGCUUAGAUGGGUUGAUCAAGAUUCAAAAAGUGGAUCCAGCUUUGAAGCUAUUUCAGUACAUAUGUGCCCGCGGUUACUGUCCUGAUGUGGUUGCUUAUAACAUAUUGAUAAAGGGGCUUUGUAAGGCCCAAAGAAUUGCGGAAGCUCAAAAACUUUUGCAUGAGAUGGAGGGGAAGGGUCUUGUUCCGUCAGUUGUUACAUACAACACACUUAUAGAUGGGUUGUGCAAAAAUGAUCAUCUUGAAGAGGCAAUGCUUUUUCUCUCCAGGAUGUUUGGAAAAGAAAGGGAGCCCAAUGUCAUUACAUACUCCACUCUAAUAGAUGGAUUGUGCAAUGCCGGAAGACCUGAUGAUGCUCUUGUGCUUUGGAAUGAAAUGGGGAGAAAAGGGUGUACUCCUACCAGUGUUGCUUACAUGGCCUUCAUCCAUGGUCUUUGUAAUUGUGGGAAACCAACUGAGGCUCUGGUUGCUCUCCGUGAGAUGGAAGAGAAAGAGAUGAAACCUGACACAUAUGUUUAUGUAGCAUUAUUAAGUGCUUUUCUUGUGGACUCAAACCAACUCUUGGCUUUUGAGGUAUUAGAAGAGAUGGUUGACAAGGGAAAAUUCCCGGAUCUGCAUGAUAAGAACCAUUUUAUUGUAAGAGAUGCAAUACUCAAAUUAUCAGAAGAUGCCAGGACUUCUUCAAACGUUAAAAAUCUCCUCACAAAAGGGAGCAUUCCAACAAUGAGCCUUUCAGAGAUAGGAAAUGAAGGAGGAUUUUAG
Messenger RNA from Dovyalis caffra, 2472 nucleotides. The record is from the annotation of a GenBank genome assembly. Lineage: Eukaryota; Viridiplantae; Streptophyta; Magnoliopsida; Malpighiales; Salicaceae.